AGGAAGAGGAACCAGAAACGUUCUGUGAAAAGAUACUCAGGGGAUGUCCAAGUUCAAUGGGAUUAUUGUACGAGAUGUCAGAGGAUGAAGAAAAGAACCAAGCUGAGUUUCGGAAGAGUCUUUCCUUUCCUUUGACGGAAUUCGUAUUUUGCUUAGUAGUUUGAAAGGUUGCUUCAAAGUUACAAGUUUUCACUGUGCCGCAUCCUCACCUGCUGACAGCCCACUAAACCAGCUUUUCCUGAACAGUACACAGGCUGGGCCACCAAUCCCCCAAGCCCGGCCUAGCCUUGGCCGGGACAAAGGCGAAUCCCUCCGAGAUGGGGGUGGCCAAAGCCAUCCGCCGUCUCAGUGGAGGUGGAGGUGGCGGUGUGGGAGAGCUCCAAGAAGAGGUAUCGGUGGAGUCCCCUACCACCUGCCAUAAUGGCAAGACCACUGUGGCCCGCCAGCGCAGCCGCUUUGUGAAGAAAGACGGCCACUGCAAUGUCGAGUUUAUCAAUGUUUGUGAUAAGAGCCAGCGGUUCCUCUUUGACAUCUUCACUACGUGCAUAGACGUCCGCUGGCGCUGGAUGAUAAUCAUCUUCUGUCUCUCUUUUGUCCUGUCCUGGCUUAUUUUUGGCUUCCUCUUCUGGCUCAUUGCUGCUCUACAUGGGGACAUUGCACCUGAUCAACCACUGGAUGCCAAGCCCUGCUUCUCAGAGGUCACUGGCUUCACAGCUGCUUUCCUCUUCUCCCUGGAAACCCAGACGUCUAUUGGGUAUGGCUUUCGCAGUGUCACAGAAGAGUGCCCUUCUGCUGUCGUGGCUGUGGUUUUCCAGUGCAUACUGGGAUGCAUCAUUGAUGCCUUCAUUAUUGGAGCAAUCAUGGCCAAGAUUGCCAAACCCAAGAAGCGCAAUGCGACCCUUAUCUUUAGUGAGACUGCUGUAGUAGCCAUGCGUGAUGGGAAACUUUGCCUCAUGUGGCGUGUAGGCAACCUGCGAAAGAGCCAUCUGGUAGAGGCCCAUGUCCGGGCACAACUGCUGAAGCCUCGUGUGACCCCUGAGGGUGAGUAUAUUCCCCUGGACCACAACGAUGUCAAUGUGGGCUUCGACAGUGGCACUGACCGCAUCUUUCUGGUGUCACCAGUGACAAUUGUACAUGAGAUUGAUGCUGAAAGCCCCCUUUAUGGGUAUGGUCCUUCAGAUCUGGCUGAGGCUGACUUUGAACUGGUGGUCAUUUUGGAAGGUAUGGUGGAAGCCACAGCAAUGACCACACAGUGCCGUAGCUCCUACCUGCCCAAUGAGCUGCGCUGGGGACACCGCUUUGAGCCUGUACUCUUUGAACGGCGUGGCCACUAUGAGAUUGACUACGAGCACUUCCAUCGCACAUACGAGGUACCCGGAACCCCAACUUGCAGUGCUAAGGAGCUGAGCGAGCUCAAAUACAGGGCACCUCCUGCAGGUGCCACAGCUGCUCGUGCCUCUUUCUGCUAUGAGAACGAGGUAGCGCUCAGUUGCUGUCGUGAAGAAGAAGAGGAAGAAGAAAGGCAGGGCAGCAGGCGGGUGAGCCUGGAGAAUGAGAUGUCCACCACCACGUGACAAGACUGAAGUAUUUGAACUGUGGAGGGCCAACAGGAGUUGGGGUAGCACCAUCAUCACACCUUGUAUUGUUGAGCAGCUCAGGCAGCUGGCCAAGAAUAAUGCUUUCGCACUUCAUCCACCCUGUUCCUAAAACACAACUGGCAAAGGCUUUCUGGAACAAGUAGUGGUGUUUCUCCCUUCAACCACUGAGAAAAGAAAAGGCCACUUCUGAGUAUUUGGGCCAAAAUGACAGCCCUGGUACAAACUGAAGGAUUCUCCCCACCACCAUUGACAAUCCAAGCUAUUGAAGAGUUUUAAAGAGGAACAAAUAGGGGAGGUGGGGAACAAAUGUGAACAGCAUGGAAAAAUUUGGAUUGGGAAAAAUUUGGAUGUUCCACUGGUCUUUAAAGAGCUGGAAUAUCACCUGCCAUAGGGUAAUGUGAAUUCUCAUUGUGGCUGUUCAGGUUGAAUCUUGAUGGAUUAUAACUAAAUGAUUAUUGUAUAGAGGUCCAAGAAUGAGAGGGAUACUUCUCUAUCAAGGAAAUCUCCCUCAUGUGGGUCUGGGCGAAGAAUGUCUUAUCUAUGGGGCUUUAUAAUGAAUGAGAGGCAACAGGGUUCAGUGAAAUCUUGGUGAAAUUUCAAGGAAUUAGGAGGUGUCUAUAACUUCUAGAUAUGAAGGUGGUUUGUUUUUGUAGAUUUUUAGUGGUGUGUAUUUCUUUUUUUGCUACAAGGGCUAGACAUUUUAUGCCAAAUGGGCGAUUUUCUGCACAUGAUCUUAACCCCCUGAAAUGUGUUUGUCAAGCCUAAAUGAAAAACCCCUGGCUCAAAUUCCAGCAGCAAAAACAAAACAAAACUGGAAAGGCUUGAUUAAAAAAACAACCAAGAAACAAUAUUGCAAUUUUAUCAUGGGCUGAGAAUAUUUCUAAUAAGGUAAUAUUUCGUUAUGAAGAAAUGUAUACAUUGCAUAACAUGUAUCAGCUGCAAAGCAAGUAUUCUCAUUAAAAGAAAUUAAAUUAAAA
Messenger RNA from Anolis sagrei ordinatus, 2575 nucleotides. It is a transcript of the gene KCNJ14, whose product is annotated as potassium inwardly rectifying channel subfamily J member 14. NCBI's taxonomy places the organism in Eukaryota, Metazoa, Chordata, Lepidosauria, Squamata, Anolidae. Gene Ontology annotation, molecular function: inward rectifier potassium channel activity. Gene Ontology annotation, cellular component: plasma membrane. Gene Ontology annotation, biological process: potassium ion import across plasma membrane; regulation of monoatomic ion transmembrane transport. The record is from RefSeq and is a predicted model, not a curated record.